AGCUCACACAAACCAACCAGGCAACCACGGGUUAUAUUUAUUUGCCUUACUUAUAGGUUUUAGCUAUUUUUGUCUCCGCAACUUGUGUCAUUUACGGGCAAGAUUUGGCUGUUCUACACUACUUCUACCUCCCCAAUUUGCUCCUCCUCAAUCCUUAUUCCCUCUUUAAUUAAACAUCGCAUUGUAUCUUCUCACAUCUCCAAUUCAAAUUGUUCCCCAAACCCAUCUCUGUAGUAUCAAGAUCUCACCUUUAUCAUCCGAAUUCAUAUGCAGAUUCGUACCCGCUGCAUUAACAAUUCAUUAAUUUGGGUGAUAUGGGUGAGACAUCAAUGACCUCGGCCAUUCACGGCCGCGGAGGCGGUGGUGGGGCAUGUGGUAUGGUGCUUCACAUCCUCCGAGGCCGAUGGUUCUCUGUUUUCGCUUCCUUUCUUAUCAUGGCAGGGGCUGGUGCUACAUAUUUGUUUGGCAUCUAUUCGAAGGAAAUCAAAGCCACUCUAGGGUACGACCAAACAACACUCAAUUUGCUCGGAUUCUUCAAGGAUUUAGGUGCAAAUGUUGGCGUCCUCUCUGGUCUUCUUGCCGAAGUGACACCCACAUGGUUUGUGCUUCUUGUUGGAUCUGCCAUGAACUUUUCUGGGUACUUCAUGAUUUGGUUGGCCGUAGCAGGCAAAAUUGCGAAACCUAAAGUGUGGCAUAUGUGUGCUUACAUCUGCAUUGGAGCCAAUUCACAGAAUUUCGCCAAUACAGGUGCGCUUGUAACUUGUGUUAAGAAUUUCCCUGAAAGUAGAGGGGUUAUGUUGGGGCUAUUGAAGGGUUUUGUUGGGCUCAGUGGGGCUGUGAUGACACAACUUUAUUUGGCCAUAUAUGGAAAUGAUUCCAAGUCUCUGAUUCUUCUAAUCGCGUGGCUUCCGGCGGCGUUAUCUGUGGUGUUUGUGUACACUGUCCGAACUAUGAAGGUUGAGAGACAACCUAAUGAGCUUAACGUGUUCUAUCAAUUCCUCUAUGUGUCAAUUGUUCUUGCUUUGUUUCUGAUGGGUGUAACUAUAGCACAAAAACAGGUUGUUUUUCCUCAUUGGGCUUAUGCUACAAGUGCAAGUAUAUGUUGUUUUCUGCUAUUUGUUCCACUCUUUAUUUCCAUUAGAGAAGACUUAGUCCUCUGGAAUCUCAAGAAACAGCCUCCUAGUGAAAUCAGAGUUGAGAAACCAGUAGAAGUUGAAUUGAAAGAGAAGGAGAUUACAAACCCUGAACCGGAAGAGAAAAAGCCCCCAGUGUCUUGUUGGACGAGCAUAUGUAACAAGCCACCAAGAGGUGAGGACUACACGAUCUUGCAAGCACUAUUAAGCCUAGACAUGCUAGUUCUCUUUGUGGCAACUCUAUUUGGACUCGGUUCGAGCUUGACUGCUGUGGACAAUUUGGGUCAAAUAGGUGAAUCAUUGGGGUAUCCACAGAGAACCGUAAGCUCAUUUGUGUCACUGGUGAGCAUAUACAAUUACUUUGGAAGAGUAUUUUCUGGGUUUGUCUCUGAAAGCUUGCUUGUGAAGUACAAAAUGCCAAGGCCAUUGAUGAUGACAAUUGUUCUCAUUUUAGCUUCCAUUGGUUACCUCAUCGUUGCAUUCCCUUUCCCGGGUUCGCUCUAUAUUGCAUCGAUUAUCACUGGUUUUGCAUUUGGAGCACAAUUGCCAUUGCUUUUCGCUAUAAUUUCAGAGCUGUUUGGGCUCAAGUACUACUCCACAUUGUUCAAUUGUGGACAACUGGCUAGUCCUAUUGGGUCUUACAUACUUAAUGUGAAGAUCACAGGGAUGCUUUACGAUCGGCAGGCAUUGGAGGAGCUUGCAAAGAAGGGUUUGACCAGGUCGGAUGUGAAAGAGUUGGUUUGUAUUGGAACUCAGUGUUAUAGGAAUUCAUUUUCAAUUCUGGCUGGUGGUACAUUUUUCGGUGCCUUAAUCUCGCUAGUUCUGGUGAUGAGGACAAGAAAAUUUUACAGAAGUGACAUCUAUAAGAAGUUUAGAGAGAGUGUCGAUGAUGCCGAUGCAAGAAAUUAGGCUACAAUUUGGUGGGUGUGAAAGGAACAGAUUGGGUUAUGGAAACAACUUGCUGGGUACAACUGUAAAAUAUCUCCUGCUGGUUUAUUCAAUGAACAUUUUCAAGAUCUCUUAUUAAAGCAGAGAUAUGAGACAGAAAAAGUCUGCUACUUUAAUUUGGUUCAUCAAACUUUUGACUUGAUUUGUGUAUAUAUAUAUAUGUACAUAUUCAUGGUUGGUUGAAUAAUACAACAAAGCAGGCCGCUUCAUCAUU
This is a messenger RNA of Tripterygium wilfordii, 2295 nucleotides long. RefSeq names its product protein NUCLEAR FUSION DEFECTIVE 4-like. Gene Ontology annotation, cellular component: membrane. Bases 315 to 2042 code for a protein of 575 amino acids. The transcript has a single exon. Lineage: Eukaryota; Viridiplantae; Streptophyta; Magnoliopsida; Celastrales; Celastraceae. The record is from RefSeq and is a predicted model, not a curated record.